GGAAAUUGCUGCAUGACACAUCUGUUGAUUGUCAGAAAAAGAAGAUUGUAGAACUGAAGCGAAAGUUGGUCACUGAGUAACGCACGUGAGAAGUUUUCCGAUAAAGGUCACUUCCAAUUUGUGGUUAAAUUGUUCUUGUCACGUUUAUCAAUGAUGUAUCUGUACAGGGAGUCGGGAUGAGGGCAGCUAGAAAAUUGGAUCACGAUCAACAUAGUCCAGGACACCAUUAACUAUGGUGGCACCAUUUGACAAUGUGGCUAAUACAUGUAGGAAUGUAACACCAGUUUGGUGAAUGGUAGCACCAUUUUUAGUUCAGAGCAGUUUUUACAGUACAAUCAUGCCACUACCAAGAGACUUCAGAAACCCAGAUAUGAAUAGUAAGGAUAUCAGCUUUGAGCUCCAAAGGCUCUUUGAUCCUUUCAACUUGGAUCACAUACCUGAGGAGAAGAGAAUGAAACGGUUUCGCCAAAGGAAUAUGGCACAUGUUCGUCAUUAUAAAGCAGCUGUGAAAUUUUUUGGUGCACCACAUAGCAGACGGCGAAUUCUUAUAGCUCCCUCAAUGGAAACUCCAAUGAGACACCGCACUGGAGAAUACAUGAACAAAGUAUUAUACCCCGACCCACCCAUUUUGAGCACAGACAUGAAACCAGCAGAAGGGGAUGUUGCUUUUCCUCGAGAAACUCCUCAGUGGUUAGUUGAUUCCCAGGUAGAGACAGAUACGAUUGAGGAGCACCAGAAAUGGAUAAAAGAGCGUCAACAGCUUCGUUCAGAUUUAAACAAUAUGGGUCUGACUCAGGCAUAUCUGGAACGCAAACCUGAUAAAUCACCUCAGGAAAAGGCCCUGAUGCAAAAAAUGAUAGAAGACAGCAAGCCUGUUCUUCCAUCACCAAAACAAACCCCAGAAUCACAUCUUAGUCCAGAUCCUGGAAAAGCUAUUCCAACAGUGAAGCUUCCUUCCCCUAAAGCCCUCAUGAUUUUGGAGCACUUCAUGCAGGAAAAGAAAAUCAGAUUACUUGACUUAUUUACAGCUGUUGACAAGGAUAAGAACUGGACUAUAUCACGAGAUGAAUUUAUGAAGGCCAUGAAAAUACACAAGGUGCCGUUGACAGAGGAGUUGGCAGAAGAUUUAGUUUUGGCCCUGGACACAGACUGCAGUGAUGAGUUGGAUUACAGAGAGCUGUCAAAGGGCAUGGACCGAUUCCGACGUGAACGUAGGGAAAACAAGAGAAAAGAUAUGGACCAGCACUUAGAUUUAACUUUGUCAAGUUUGAGCAGAACACCAUCAUUUGGAAGUCGACAGGGCAGAAAACAAAACCUUCGCUCAGGAAAAUCUUCUCCAGCAUUAUUUCAUUUUGAGGCCAAGAACAGUCCAGCAGAUAUGUGUAAGACUUAUGGCAGCCCCCAGCAUGAAUCUUCGAGAGUUACUACUCCUGAAUUUAGCCCACGUGAGCACAUAGUUACACCUUUCGAUAAAACUACUCUGUCCAAGGUUCAAGAGGUGCCCUCAAGUGUGAGCACAACUGAAAAACCAAAAUCAGCAGGGAAAUCAAGUUCGAAUUCUUGUGCUAGCACACCCACCCAGCUGGCUUUACCAGAGCCAGACCUGCGACCUGAGCAGUUUGUCCUAGGGUCAGAUGAAGCCAUGGUAGACCACAUCAAGGUGACCCGGUCCAUCCUGACAGCCUCAGCCAAAGGAAGAAAGCAGGCAAAAUCUGACAGAGACAUCAGGUAUCCAAGUGUGAUCAAAAUCGGUGACAAAGCUAUUGACAAUCACAGCAUGUUUUCCCAACUAGAUGGUGACUCAGGGGAAUUGAUGAACCGCUUCCGACAGGAAAAACUCAGGGAGUACUAUGCAGUUAGGGCCCUUUGUCAAGAGAGAGGGGUAAAUCUCACCAAGGAGCUUCUGGAUAAAGUACUAUUGCAUCCCCCUGAUAAACCACACAAUGUCAUUCUAAGAGAAAUAAAAAGGAGACCUUGCCAGAGACUACUUCCAUCAACAUUUGCAAACCCACCCAAAAAUUCAGAAGACCCUCCAGAAGAAAAGAUGACAAAUAAAGAAAAAAAAGCCAAAAAAACCAGAACAUCUGAUGGGAAGAUUGGGCUUCCUAAACAGAAAUGGAUUGCAUCCAGGGGCAAAAGAGUUAACUUGUCAACUGGAAGAGCUUUUAUUAGACCAGCAAGCGACACUUGGCUGAGUUUUGAGCAAUAUGAAGAACUCACAAGGCACCUGUCAGCGAAGUACAAAAGGAUCCAUGGUCCUGUGAACUAUAAUGCGUUUUGGCCUGGGUUUCUCUUGGACAGGCUCCACCUAUGCAUGCCUCCAUAUGACACCUCCCACCAAGGAAGAAUAGGGUCUUCUGUGCUUUUUCAAAAUGUCAAGCAGGGACAGAAAUCCAACUACGGUUACAACAAUGAUUUGAAUUCUUAUCCUCUGGACAGUCAGGGUUGUGUUAAGUAUGGAGACAUUGACCCAUACAUCAGAAAACCUCUUGUACUGUAAAAUGUGUAUACGCAGGAAGCACCUCUCUCUGCUGGAUGUGGAAUUGUAAAUAGAUCCAUUUCAAUGCCAGAACUUUGGAUGAUGAUGAGCAAUUUAUAUUGAUUUUGUGUACAUGCAUGUAGUAUGCCAAAGUGUAUGUGUAUAUUUCUACUUGUUGAUUUCACUUUAAUGAAGUUGCUAUACAUGUAUUUAUAUCCAAAGUUAAUAAGUGGGGACUUUUAAGAUCAACUUUACAUGACCUUGCAACUGUGGGAAUGUAUUACAUGUAUAUAUAUAUAUAUUGUCAAUAGUGAUUUAUAACAAUUUGAAAUUGACAAGUUUAAAUUUAUUCUGUUGUCAUGAAGGUCAGGUAUCUGAGGAUAUGUAAUCAUGAACAGAACCCAAGGGUACAUAGAACAGUAUAUAAAAAAAGUCUUAAAGCCGAGUGUUGAAGUGUGUGAUAAUAACUCAUAUUUUAUGGUCUUAUUGCAUUGAUAUUUUAUGUUAUACCUCAAAGUUAAUCCAAUCCUGUCAACCUUGAACCACAGAAUUUAUACUGCUGCCCUUAUUAGUGCCUUUUUAGCAUGGAUUGUUACUUAUCUUUUUUUUCUAUGCAGAAGAUUGAAGUUUAAUGUUUUAUACAAGGACAUGUAUACAUUGUGAUACUUUGCCCCACCGGUAUUAUAUAAAAAUGAUAAGACUGACAUUUUUUCAGAUGUCAGACCUUGUAGUCAUAUCAGUCUUAUCUCCUCUGGUGUAUGCUAUUAACUUGUUAAGAUAUGAAUGCUGCAUUACAGUAUCAUCUUUUAUGUUGUGUGAAAUGAUAUAAUAUAGUGUUUGACUGCUGACCAUUGUAAAAGUUUUUUUAUCUUAUUUAAUUUUCAUACGAAUAAUGUAAACCCAAAAAAGCCCGAAUGUUCAAGUCUGGCACUCAUGAAAGACAUUUUGAGAUUUGUUUGGAGGGUAGAACGAUACUCAACUCACACAAUGUAAGUUGUAGUACCAAAAGUCUGGAAGACACAGCAUAUAUACACACACCUACUGAUGACUCAUUGUCACAUGACUGAAAAAUUUUUAAGUGUGACAUUAAACCCCAAGCAAUCAUUCUUUACUGACACAAAUGAAUCAUGUUAGCAUCAUGUUCGUGAUACUGUAAGCAUAAAUUCUACUGAUUAAAAGUGCUUUAGUGGUUGAAAAAGAUUUAUAGUAUGUCAUGGACUAUUUGUUAUCUAUAAUCAUUCCACCAAAGUCAUUGUGGUUUAUUUCUGCAGGACAUAAAUUCUAGUGGCUAUCAACUAACUUAUUAAGAUUAGAUAUAUACAUGAGAAUGGCAUAAAUCAAAAUGACAGAAUGGGUUGAACAGGUUAUCAAAUUAGGGAAAGAAUAGGAAUUUCUUAGAAGUUGACUUUGAAUUUAUUAACACUCACUCAUUUAUCAUUAAGUGGGAGUUAUUAAUUUAUGAGAAGCAGGAUGUAUUCUAGUGAAAAAAGUUGUUUGACAGCCAGGGUAGGAUAGGGAAUUAGUAGAUUUUCCCAUUCUGCUUGUUUGUGGGGAUAAAAACGGCCGACAUAAUGUGGCUGGUUGUCUGUGUUGAAGAUCUUCUACUGAUAUGGGGAGCAUAUCGGUGUGUCACAUGUGCUAAAGUUGAACAGUAACUUGCCAAGGGUUGGUGGUUUACUCCAGGCACUAUAGUUUCCUCCACAAAUGAAAAUCACCGAGAUUGUUGCGGGGAAAAAUUCUGAAGUACAGCAUUUAAAUAACAAUGAAAUAAAUUAUCAAGAGAUCAGGUGGACACAACAUACGCCCCAACAAAUGCAUUUUUAAAAAAAGAAUACCAGCAGUAUGGUGGUGAGUAUAACCCCUGAGGGGGAUCUUCAUGG
Messenger RNA from Liolophura sinensis, 4359 nucleotides. Its product is annotated as EF-hand calcium-binding domain-containing protein 12-like. NCBI's taxonomy places the organism in Eukaryota, Metazoa, Mollusca, Polyplacophora, Chitonida, Chitonidae. Bases 293 to 2500 code for a protein of 735 amino acids. The transcript has 7 exons. The record is from RefSeq and is a predicted model, not a curated record. Gene Ontology annotation, molecular function: calcium ion binding.